GAUAGGGGGUUUAAUAGAGGGAAGGGUAACAGUAGAAAAUGUUUAAUGAAUGUAUAUUGGGCAGUAGCUUUACAAUAGCUAUUGGGAUCAUUAUGCAAAACACAGGUUUUUUGGGGGGGUUGAUCCGUUUAAGUGUCUCAGAUUUCAGUAUAGCAGCCAGUCAUUUAGUGCAACUGGACUGAAAUGAAUGUUAAAUCCAGUCACGGGUGUAUUGUAUAGGAGAGUGUGAGCAGACUAGAAGAGACACUGGGGCAGUAGCAGGUUUACCAGAGUCAGUCAGUGGAAUGGGAGGAGUUAAGCGUUGCUGCCGUGGCUGUGCAGCUUGUUGAAUGAUCUCACAGCCGCUCGGUGUCACAUUGUUUGUAGUUUGUGCAGAAGGAGGGAGCAGCUGAGGCAGAGACCUGCUGCACUAGCCUCGCUCUAAUCCUCCGCGUACAGCACUCUCCUCAUAUCCCGGGGAGGGAAAGGAAGGAAUCAGGGCCGCUCUCAAACCAUCCAGCUGCCUGCGGAACCGGGAAGAUGGCGGCUCCCAUCCCUACCAAGCCUGGCAGUGUCGGGGGAGGAAGCAAACCGUCCUCCCCUGAGCUGGAUUUCAGGUCCGGAGGCCGAAUAGAGGAAUUAAACAAACUCAUCCAGGAAUUCAGCAAGCACGACCAGAAGGAAUAUGACGAUCAGAGAGCUCUGGAGAUCCACACUGCUAAGGACUUUAUCUUCUCCAUGCUAGGAAUGGUACAGAAAUUAGACCAGAAGUUGCCCGUAGCGAAUGAAUAUCUUUUGCUUUCUGGUGGUGUUCGGGAAGGCGUUGUAGACUUAGACCUCGAUGAAUUGAAUGUUUAUGCCCGUGGAACAGAUUAUGACAUGGACUUUACGCUGCUUGUGCCUGCUCUCAAGCUCCAUGACCGAAACCAACCUGUUACGCUGGAUAUGCGUCAUUCAGCUUUGUGCCAUUCAUGGCUGAGUCUUCGACUCUUUGAUGAAGGGACUAUAACAAAGUGGAAAGACUGUUGCACAAUUGUAGACCAUAUCAAUGGAGCCACUAACUAUUUCUUUUCCCCUACAAAGGUUGCUGAUUGGUUUCAUGAGUCUAUUUGUAUUGUUCUGUCAGAAAUUCAGAAGAAACCUCAGCGUGGCAUGCCCAAGGUUGAGAAGGUUGAAAAGAACGGCACUAUUAUUACCAUAAUUUUAGCAGUGGGGAGCAGCCGCAUGAUGUAUGACAUUGUCCCUGUAGUGUCAUUUAAAGGAUGGCCUGCUGUAGCUCAAAGUUGGCUUAUGGAAAAUCAUUUUUGGGAUGGAAAGAUUACAGAGGAGGAAGUGAUUAGUGGAUUUUAUUUAGUUCCAGCAUGCUCCUAUAAGGGUAGAAAAGACAACGAGUGGCGACUGUCAUUUGCUCGAAGUGAAGUUCAGCUAAAGAAAUGUAUUUCUAGCAGCUUAAUGCAAGCAUAUCAAGCUUGUAAAGCCAUAAUCAUAAAACUUUUAUCAAGACCAAAAGCUGUUAGUCCUUACCACCUCAGAAGUAUGAUGCUUUGGGCUUGUGAUAGACUUCCAGCUAAUUACUUAGCUCAAGAAGAUUAUGCAGCCCAUUUCCUCCUGGGACUUAUUGAUGAUCUGCAGAAUUGCCUAGUUAACAAAAUGUGCCCCAAUUACUUCAUUCCUCAGUGCAAUAUGCUCGAGCACCUUUCAGAAGAAACGGUUAUGCUCCAUGCCCGAAAGUUGUCAUCAGUGAGAUCAGAUCCCACAGAACACCUUCAGACCGCUCUAGAGCAUGUCAAGGCAGCUAACCGUCUUACCUUGGAUCUCCAGAGGAGAGGGAGUACUACUAGCAUACCAUCUCCACAGUCGGAUGGAGGAGACAAUAACCAGCCUGAUGAUCGGUUAGCCAAAAAAUUACAGCAACUAGUGACUGAAAACCCAGGAAAAUCUAUCUCUGUUUUCAUCAACCCAGAUGAUGUAACUCGACCCCACUUUAGGAUCGAUGACAAGUUUUUCUAAGACCUACUGAUGGUUUAAGUUGACAAUUGAUGCGUAGUUUGUGUGAUGUCAUGUUUUUACAUAUCCAGCUUAGAUUGGAUCUGUUGGGAACAACAUGAAUUUACAUUUCCUGUUUCUGCAGGACAUUGCAUAUUUUGAAACAGUAUAUUACUAUUUCAUAUGCAGCUUUGAUAGUUUUUUUUUAAUUUUUAAGGGAGAACAUGAGCCUUAAUGAUCAUUUUAUGUUUGCAAUUGUCUAUUUAAUUUGUAUGCACAUUUCCAUUUUUUUUUUUUGGGCUUCCAUUGUUUUAAACCCACUUUAUAAUGAGAAAUAAUACUACUACAAUAUUGGACACUUUAUGAUUGUCUUGAAGAGAAAACUCUAUAGUCAGUGUUGUCAUUUUAGGGGUUAUAGAUUUGCCCAUGGUUCAUUCUCAUAUUUCAUCAUAUGACCUCACUUUAGCUUUUUAAAAUAUACAGAACCCAUUCUCAGGUGCCUCAAAGCCCAAAGACUUGUUUCUGUGUUGUAAAUAUUGGUAUUGACUGACAUUCUACAAGAUAUGCUAUACAGAUAAAGUCAGUAUGGAAGAGCUAUCGUACAGUUGAGUUUACUGCAGUGUGUUCUGCUAGAAUACUUCCUAGCUAUCACUGUGUACAAUUUAUGAGACUACUAUACACAACAGAAAAUGGCACUCCGAGAACAUAUUUUCUUUUUUAUUCCAUAGUUUAUUGGUACUUCUGGCCAGUGAUGCUAAUUGUAUGAUAUGUCCAGUGUAAGAUCCAGUUUAUAAUCAUAAUUUGUCUUUCAUUUUUGUGGAAUAAUGUAUCAGACCCUACACACGAAUGUCUUUAAUAACAUUGACACACAAACAUAAACACAUUGGCCGGCACACUUGGGCACGAGCACAUAUAUAUGCAAUGCGGGUACGAUGCAGCCGCCAUGUCUCCCAUUCUGUAAAUAUGGACCCUGUUUACUGCAUAGUCAAGAGUUAUCCGCACCAUUUAGGAACAGCUUUCACUCAUACUGUAUAUUAUGCAUAAGCUUGCUAAGAAAAAUCAGAGCUAAUUUUUAGUUUAAUGUUAGUGCCUAAAGUAAGAGGCACAUUUAUUAAUGGUUGAAUUUCGAAUUCACGUGAGGUUUUUUUUUUUUUUAAAACUCUAUUAAAUUCGAAUAUACUCGAAAUUCU
This is a messenger RNA of Xenopus laevis (African clawed frog), 3155 nucleotides long. RefSeq names its product Mab-21 domain containing 2 S homeolog (gene mb21d2.S). The coding region runs from base 520 to 1989 and encodes 489 amino acids. The transcript has 2 exons. NCBI's taxonomy places the organism in Eukaryota, Metazoa, Chordata, Amphibia, Anura, Pipidae. The record is from RefSeq and is a predicted model, not a curated record.